CCACGUUGAUGCAGUUGACAGGAUACAAAUGCCGGCAAAAUCGUUGAUUUUUCGGCUUUUUAGGAUCAACCUUGUAACACACUGUGUCGAUUUAGGGACUUCAACAAUUACUGGUAGUAUAUAAUUUAUCAGUCGGAUAGAACUAUUGGAUAGAGGGUGGUUCUGAAGGGAAUUACAGGAUGAAAGUUAAAGAGAUCAGCAGGACUGCUAACAUAGCAUGGAGUCCUGCCCAGCAGUACCCUGUUUAUGUUGCUGCUGGGACUGCAGCCCAACAGCUAGAUGCUACCUUCAGCACCAGUGCAGCACUUGAGAUCUACGCCUUGGAUCUAGCCGACGCUUCGGUUGAUAUGCAGUUGAAAUCUACCCUCAAAACUGAACACAGAUUCCAUAAAGUUGUAUGGGGAAACUACGGCAUGGGGAAUGAGACAAAGCCGAGUGGCAUUAUCGUUGGAGGCACAGACAGUGGAGUGAUUCAUAUCUACGAUGCUGCAAAGCUUUUAAACAACGAAGAGGCCUCUAUCUCAGUUAUAGAAAAGCAUACAGGCUCGGUGAAAGCCCUUGACCUCAACCCAUUCCAGCCAAACCUCUUAGCGUCAGGAGCCAGCGAAUCAGAGAUCUAUAUUUGGGAUUUGAAUAACUUAACCACACCCAUGACCCCAGGUGCCAAAUCAGUGCCAACAGAUGAGAUCAGUUGUGUGGCUUGGAAUCGUCAGGUUCAAUACAUCCUGGCAUCAACGAACCCUGGAGGGCGCUGUGUGGUAUGGGAUCUGCGCAAGAACGAACCAAUCAUCAAAGUCACUGAUCACAGCAAGAGGAUUCAAUGUAAAGCAGUAGCCUGGCACCCAGACGUUGCAACACAGAUGGCACUAGCCUCUGAAGAUGACCAUUCACCAGUUGUUCAGAUUUGGGAUCUUAGAUUCGCUACAUCCCCCCUAAAGGUUCUUGAAAAUCAUCAAAGGGGAGUACUCUCCAUUGCCUGGUGUCGCCAGGAUCCAGAUCUUCUGCUGAGUUGUGGUAAAGACAAUCGUAUCCUCUGCUGGAACCCCAACAGCUCAGUCCCAGGAGGUGAGGUUGUUUAUGAGCUACCUACUUCAUCUCAGUGGAGCUUUGACGUACAAUGGUGUCCACGCAACCCGGCAGUCAUCGCUAGCUCAUCAUUUGAUGGUCAUGUAAUGUUUUACUCCUUGAUGGGCGGGGGAAAGGGGGAUGAGCAAUUGCAGCAACGCCAAGCUGACAAGCUUGCAUCUUCCUUUCCUGACACUGCUGGCUUUAAUCAACCUCAGCAAUCAUCCCAACAAUCAGCUGAACCCCAAGUCUUGAAGAAACCUCCAAAGUGGCUAAGACGACCUGUAGGAGCAACGUUUGGGUUUGGUGGGAAACUUGUGUCCUUCGAGGUCUCCAAACAGCAACCUUUGAGUCGUGUUUACAUCAGCCAGGUCGUCACGGAAACAGAGCUUGUCAAUCGCUCCAACGCCCUGGAGGAGUCUUUGACCAACAGGAAGUUUGUUGACUUCUGCAAUACGAAGGUUGCCAUGGCAAAAGACAGUAUGGAGUCACAAAUAUGGAAAUUCAUGAAGGCGAGCUUUGAGAAGGAACCACGCCCACAUUUCGUCUCCCUCCUUGGCUUUGAUUCAGACGAGCUUGCCAGGAAGGUUGCUCUAGCAACAGGAGCACCUACCGGAUUGACCAAUGGGAUGCCGGGAGCGGUGGAUGCCGAGGAAUUAGCCGAGAGGAUGGAGAAUCUUGAUGUAGGGUUCUCGGGGUCAGAGGCCACACUAGGGAGCGGGACCGGGUCACCUGCAGUAGGGUCAAAGACACCAAGUGACAUGACAGGAGACUCUGACGGAGCAGCAGCAUUUGAUGCCAUAGCGGCUGGUGGACCUGUGGAGGUUGAAAACCAAAUAGAUGAAGAGCCAAGAGCUGCGUCUCCUUUCACUAUAUCCAAGAAAGAAGAUACUGAGGGUCUGAUAAGUCAAGCCGUUCUUACAGGAAACUUUGAAGCAGCUGUUGAGAUGUGUCUCCAUAACGACCGAAUGGCGGACGCCAUCUUAUUAGCUAUUGCUGGAGGGCCAGAACUUCUUGCUAGAACACAACGAAAAUACUUCAAGAAGACCAAGAGUAAUAUCUCAAGGUUGAUAUCAUCAAUUGUAACGAAGGAUCUAUCGGACAUUGUGGAUUGUUGUGAUCUUGAGAACUGGAAGGAAACACUGACAGCGUUGCUUACCUAUGCAUCGGUCAAAGAUUUCUCAACGUUAUGUGAUACUCUCGGAGGUCGACUGGAGUCCCAAGAUGACACUGAUCUCUCCGCUGAAGCUUGUUUGUGCUAUAUCUGCUCAGGAAAUGUAGAUAGACUUGUUGCUUGCUGGGCUAAGAUGAUGCAUGGGGCAAACUCACCUCUUAACCUACAGGAUCUGGUUGAGAAGGUGAUGAUCCUGAGGAAGGCGCUUCAACUAAAGACAGGCAACGGGACAGAGGUAACCUCUCCAAUCCUAGCCGAGAAGCUCACCAGCUACGCUGAGCUGCUCGCUGCUCAGGGGAACAUGUCCUCCGCAACGGGAUACCUCGGGGAUUCGAAUCAGCCUAAGAUACAGGAGUUGAGAGAAAGACUGUACCGAGCGCAGGGAAUGGCGUCUGGUGUAGUUGUUCAGAAGAGUACGCUUGGAGUGGCACCCACAAGGCAGUCAACGGCAGAACAGCCUCAGAGAUCUCCGUUCAGUAGGCAGAAUGUCUCUAACUCAUUUAAAACAACGACUGUCUCCAGUAGUCAGUACUAUACAUCCCAAGUUAGUGCCACACCUCAGACGACCAAUUACAACUACAACCAACCCACUCAACAACCAGUUCAACCCCAGGCAGCUGCCGGCGACGCCUCAGGCAGACAGCGUAAUUCUAGCGGUGGUAACCUCAACGCUAAUCUCUCUGGUCCGCGUCAGUAUCCAGACUACCAACAAGCCGGUAUGCAACAGUAUUACCACCAUGAACCUACACAGGAGCAGCUACUGCAGCAACGGAGAGAUCAGUUUCCCAACCCCAGUGUCUACAACCCGGCAGAUUACAAGACAGCCUCACCCGCAGCACCACAGGGGUUAGCUGGUUACCCACAACGGCAACAGCCAACGAGUGCACCACCAGCAGCCCCAACAGGGUAUCAGCCCAACAUGGCAACCCCUGUCCCCGCUUCAUUGAAACCUAAGGCAGUUGUUGGAGCUUGGAACGAUCCUCCAUUAAUCAAACCAAAGGAACAGAAAAGUUACGUUGCCCCUGAACCCAUCAUGGCACCCAUUAUAGGAUCAGUGCAGGAGACUCCACCCGAAUCGCCCUCAGCGGUACCCGGUAACCCAGGGGUAUACAACCCAGCCAUGGUCCCUAAUCAGCAGGUAUAUGCUAAUAACAGCAUGUAUAACCAGCCUAUGGGUAACCCACUUCCAUCUGCACAAAAUGCUCAAUUUGCAAAGGCUCCAGAGCCAGAGACACCAAAAGCACCCAUUCCUGCCGAGCACCAGUAUUUGGUUGAGACGUACGAUGCUCUGGUUAAACGAUGUCAAGAAGCAGCUGGUAGUAAUCCGCAAAUGAAGCGAAAACUGGAAGACGUUAUUAAGAAGUUGGGAAUUCUCUACGACAAACUACGAGAAGGAAUGUUAUCACCAAUGAUCUUAAGUGGUCUUCAUGAGAUUGCUCAAGGCAUCCUAACCUAUGAUUACCAGACGGGUCUCUCCGUUCACAAACGUCUCGUCUCCAGCGUCUACUUCUCUGAGAUCAGCACCUUCAUGCCGGGUCUUAAAGUCCUACUUCAGGUCGCUGUUCAACUUAGAGUAUGAUCAUUGGUCUAUUUGUACCAUGUGAUUGAUUCCAAUUGGUUCAAGCAUACCAUGUAACAUGAUCACAUGGGAACUUUAAUCGAUAGAUGAACCUGAUUGGUUACUGAGGAUCAUGUGAUCUUUUCUGAUUGGUUUAUUACCAGAAAACCUCAUUAAAUACGUACGCCGAUUUGGUUGAUUUCCACCAUGUGAUCCACUCUUAAAGGUUUGAUUGGUCGUAUAUUGUAAGCUUAUUGUAAAGUCCCCGUUAAGAGCCAAAUAUUUUUUAACGUAACUAUCUUUUAGUGUUUUUGGUGUCAAAUUCGUACAUUCUCUGUUGCAAUUCUUCCAUUCUAUGUGCCGAUAGCUUUUUUUAAUGGAAAAAUGAAAAAAGCUUUGAAAAACACUGUUGCUUUUACUCAAAAUGCCCCACACCCAUCAACUGAAUGUUUUGU
Molecule: messenger RNA, 4252 nt
Organism: Asterias rubens (European starfish)
Lineage: Eukaryota; Metazoa; Echinodermata; Asteroidea; Forcipulatida; Asteriidae
Product: protein transport protein Sec31A-like
Exons: 20
Coding region: 180-3818 (1212 amino acids)
Biological process (GO): COPII-coated vesicle cargo loading; endoplasmic reticulum to Golgi vesicle-mediated transport; endoplasmic reticulum organization
Cellular component (GO): COPII vesicle coat; endoplasmic reticulum exit site
Molecular function (GO): structural molecule activity; protein binding
Source: RefSeq, a predicted model, not a curated record